UUAUUGAAAAAUAUAAUUUUUAAAAUAUUUUUUGAAUUCAUUUAAGAAAAAUAAACAGAGUAAAUAUACGAUGUCUGCAGCUUGGGUACCUCCAGACAUUUCACUUAUAUGUUCAGAAAACCAGUCAAACUUAACACAAUGUUCAGCGACUGGAUUUGCAUAUUUGGCAUUGCUUCUUCGGCUUUUUGGGUAUGUGAAUUAUACUAUAAACUAUCCACAAGUUAGUGAAAAACAAUUCGAUUCCGAGAUGAUAUCUAAUGAUACUGAAUAUUUCUUUACUGAAAAUUGUGAAGGAGGUUUGGAAAUAAACCAAACUAAGAAAAUACUUGAAAAUGGAAUGGAACUCCUUCAAACUUCUGGUGAAAUGUUUCCUUAUAUCGACUCUCAAAACCAAACUGACAAACCUGAAGAACCAGAAUUAAUUGAAGAACCUCCGGAUAAAAAUAUAAACUUAAACUCGAAACUAACACAAAAAGAGAAACUUAUAAAAACGAGUGCAAAGAAAUCUAACAAAUAUGACUUUAUUAUUGUCGGUGCUGGUUCAGCUGGCUGUGUUUUAGCCAAUAGACUUUCAGAAGUAACGUCAUGGCGGAUACUUCUUUUAGAAGCUGGAUCUGAAGAACCAGAUAUAACAAUGAUGCCAGCUGCCAUAAGAGUUCUUAGCGGAUCAAAUAUCGAUUGGAAUUAUAAUACUCAGCCGGAAGAACUGACUUGCAGGUCCAUGACGAAUCACUUAUGUAAAUGGCCCAGGGGUAAGACUUUAGGGGGUUCGAGUGCUAUUAACUACAUUGUUUACAUGAGAGGAAAUAGCCACGAUUACGAUCACUGGGCGAAAUUAGGAAAUGAAGGCUGGAGCUACAAUGAAUUGCUGCCAUAUUUUAAGAAAAUGGAAAACAAUGCUGAUAUUGAAUCUCGUGACACACAGAACGGAGUAGGGGGACCGCUGAACGUAGAAAGAUACACUUAUGUUGAUGCAAAUACAAUUAUGCUAGUUAAAGCUUUAAAUGAGUCCGGCCUUCCACUCAUAGAUUUAACCGGAGGAAAUAGCGUCGGGACCAACAUAGCUUCAUCUACAUCAAAAGAUGGACGAAGAAUGUCCACUAAUGUAGCAUAUAUUAAACCUAUACGAGAUAUAAGAUCAAAUAUUGAUAUAAUUCUAAAUGCAUUUGUUACAAAAUUAAUUAUAAAUCCUAAAACAAAAAGGGCACUAGGUGUUACUUAUGUUAAAAAUGGGACUGCUUACAAUGUUUUUGCCAAAAAUGAGGUAAUAUUAAGUACUGGAUCCCUGAAUUCACCUAAACUUCUAAUGUUAUCUGGAGUCGGGCCUAGAGAACACUUAGAAAAUUUCCGCAUACCAGUCGUUUCAGAUUUGCAAGUGGGACAUAAUUUACAAGACCAUGUUACAGCGAAUGGUUUCGUUCUCGCUCUGGCAAAUAAAACAUGGACUAACGUAAGCGACACGGUUUUAUUUCAAGAAAUACAAAAUUACUACGAACAGGAACCCAAAAAAAGUGGACCGUUAUCUACCACUAGUACUCUUAAUAGUAUUGGUUUUCUAAAAACUAAAUAUGCACGUGAAAAUGCACCGGAUAUUCAAUUCCAUUUUGAUGGUGUGAAUGUCGAGGAGCUAUAUUCUGAUCCUCCCGCUUAUUUGGAAAGCAACGUACUUCCGAUUUCUUAUUAUAAUGGACUUUCACCAAAGGCAAUAUUAUUGGUACCAAGAAGCAGAGGCAUAGUUUUACUAAACGACACAGAUCCCGUGAAUGGGCCGCCCUUAAUUUAUCCCAGGUUUUUCACAGUCAAGGAAGAUCUUGACGUACUCUUUGAAGGAUUCCGUUAUCUUAUUGGUUUAGAAGAAACCAAAUCAUUUAAAGAAAAUGGUGCACACUUUGUUAAAAUUCCUGUAAAAAAUUGCGAAGAUUAUAUUUGGGGAUCUUAUAACUACUUUAAAUGCUUACUUGUUGAAUAUACUGUAACUCUGUAUCAUCCUGUUGGCACUUGUAAAAUGGGACCACCGUCCGAUAAAGAUGCUGUUGUCGAUCCUAGAUUACGGGUUUACGGUGUCAAGGGCUUAAGAGUAAUAGACGCGUCUAUAAUGCCAUUUAUAGUUAGGGGAAAUACGAAUAUACCAACUAUAACUAUAGCAGAAAAGGGAGCAGAUAUGAUUAAAGAGGAUUAUUUAAAACGAUGCAAUUCUAACUGAAUUUGUCUUGUAAAUUAAGGGCCAGUUCAUAUUUCAUUCUUUUUUUGCCUUUAAAGUAUGUAUAAUUUCUGUUUUUAUAUACAGACUCUUAUCACAAUACUUUUUUGCAUGAACAUAGUACAUGCAAAUAAGUACUGCAUAAUCUACCCAUAAAAUAGCUAAACUUUAUUUUAAUAAUCUUAAACUUAAUACCUUAAUAUAUAUAUAUACUAUUAACACGAGUGUUCUUAGAGAUUCAAGAAUUUAUUUGAUUCGUGAUAUGGUAAAUUUGUAAAAUUACCAUCACAAGUAAACAGAAAUAUUUUCGACCGGCCGUUACUAGUUUCA
Molecule: messenger RNA, 2530 nt
Organism: Danaus plexippus (monarch butterfly)
Lineage: Eukaryota; Metazoa; Arthropoda; Insecta; Lepidoptera; Nymphalidae
Product: glucose dehydrogenase [FAD, quinone]-like
Exons: 4
Coding region: 71-2203 (710 amino acids)
Molecular function (GO): oxidoreductase activity, acting on CH-OH group of donors; flavin adenine dinucleotide binding
Source: RefSeq, a predicted model, not a curated record